GAUUGGACGGAGGAAGAGGAGGAGGAAAGGGAGAGACAUCUGCAGCACAUGCCGUUUCGUCUUCAUUUCUGGCAUUAUUAUAAUCCUAGUAGUCGUCGUAUUUAUUUGUCAUUAUGCACGCCUCAUGCGACGUCGUUCAGGCGGAGACGCGCAGCGCUUGUUUGCUCCCUCUCUCCCCCCUCCCUCCCUCUCUCUCUCUCUAUAUAUAUAAUUAUCCAUCCCCAAACCUCACCUCACCUCACCCACCAUCAAAUAAUUUAGAAGCAGGAAGGGAAGGGAAUACGUUAUAGUUAUACAUAAUACAUACCAUACCAGAACAGACCAGAGGGGUAAGCUGCAUUUUAUAUCAAGCAAAUCGGGUUGGGUGUUUUAUUACUACUAUAAAAUGGAGAACCCCCUGCCCCGGCCACUGCCACUGCCACUGCCACGACCGCCACAGCUCUCGCGAUCGAAAUCUGAGCGUCCUCCUCCUCCCCCGCCGACGAUUUGGGACUGUGGCAGCUCCUUGUACGACUCCUUCGAGGUCAAGUCCUUCCAGCAGCACCUCCACUCCGCCAUGGGCAUGGGCAUGGGCAUGGCCGUGCCGGAGAAGAGGCUGAAGCCCCCGGCGACAAAACUGCAGCUGCUGACGCGUUCUCUGCGCACCCUCUUCACCAAAAAAAGCAGCAGCAGCAGUAGUAGUAGUGCAAGUAAAGAAAACGCGGUUGCGAAGGACCGAUUCUCUUAUUAUGUCUUCUACGAUAAAGCCUCCGCGGGGGCGCUUUCCGCCAUUCCGGAGGACGAGGAGUUGGACAGAUCAGGAGCGCCGGGGCCGGGGCCUCUCAGGAGGAUGGCGUCGGAGAGGGUGCCUGCUCACAGGACGUCGUCGUCGCUCCUGCACCUGCCCACGGGUAUUUACUCGUGAUACUCUGUCUGCUGGAAAUCCGAUCAAUAAGAAACACUCUUGUCUUGUUCAAUAGGUCAUACUCAGUGAACCAACCAAGGAAUUGUUCGAUUGCUUAGACUAAUUAAGUAGUAAGUAUCAUCUCCAUCUCCCUGAAUACGAGUCAUUAUAUUGAACAUACAUCAUGUAUACACCCAUAGUUUUCUGUUUC
Messenger RNA from Andrographis paniculata, 1094 nucleotides. RefSeq lists its product as uncharacterized. The transcript has a single exon. The record is from RefSeq and is a predicted model, not a curated record. Lineage: Eukaryota; Viridiplantae; Streptophyta; Magnoliopsida; Lamiales; Acanthaceae. The coding region runs from base 386 to 904 and encodes 172 amino acids.